AAAUGUGCGUGCGCGCUUUACCUGUGACUUCAGCUCAGCACAAUAGGAGGAUCGCAGGGAAACUCUUGUAGGACUGAAACAUGGGCUGUUCUGCUCUCGUGCGAGGAUCACUCUCACUCAUAUAGGACUAAAGGAUCUCCUCCAGCGCUCAUACAGCACAUCCAUGACGAGACGCGAUGCUCUGGACACCUCCGAACCUCCUGCAGACCAUCUCAUCCAACUUCAGCACACGCACUGAUACUGUGCCAUCCUCACAUGUGACAGCUCGGCAUGUUUGGACGGGACGUCUUUCUUAAACAUUGUUUCGCGAGUUGAACAGAAGACGGGAGCGCAUUCGUUGUGAAUGAAGAACAUUAUCGAUUAGCGAUCGAUCGGCGGAUCGCGUCAAUGAGCCAAACCUGACGAUUCGCUUUUACCUUCGGAAACGUAGGCUACUUUAGAAACAGAAGAAAGCCUUUUUGUGUUCGUGUAUCUAGAACUUUCGUGCUUGACAAGCGAUUGUGAAAUAAGACGACAAACAACAACAACAAGUGGGGGGACUUUGGAGUGCAAGAGCGCGUACGUGCGCAUUUCUCCUGGACAUUAUUCUAUCCAUCGGCAUCAUCAUCUCUAGUGUUGAAUAAAAUGAAAGUUUGGACUUUUCUUCAGUGUCUGGCCGUCCUGCUCAUCCUGUGUGUGGGAUCAGACUGCGGGACUGUCCGGAGAAAGGCACGCUCCAAGCGCGAACUGGUGAAGAUGAGGGAAGCCAAAGCGGUCUUCCCGGGGGCUUGUGCCACCCGGCUGCCCCGGGGCAAGCGCUCUCUCCCCACGAUGGACCGCCGGCUUCCCCGCCAGCGCCGCCGCUCAUCUCCGGUGGAGGACGCGAGCUCCCAUCGGGGUAAAGCAGUUUAUUUCACGGGCAGAGGGGAUCAGCUGAGACUCAAACCCGGCGUGGAGAUACCGAGGGGGAACUUUACUCUCCAGAUGUGGGUCAAGCCGGAGGGUGGUCAGCGCUCCCCCACCGUUAUAGCUGGUCUCUUCGACAAAUGCUUCUACGCCUCCAGCGAUCGCGGAUGGCUGUUGGGGAUCAAUGCUGUGAGCGAACAGGGAAACCGAGACCCGCGUUUGUUCUUCUCCCUAAAGACGGACCGAGCGCACAAAGUGACCUCCGUUUACUCGAACGCCCGCUACACACCCGGCCAGUGGGCGCAUGUGGCCGUGACUUACAACGGCCUCUAUAUGAAGCUUUAUGUCAAUGGUGCUCAGACAGCGGUCAGCAGAGAACAGUCAGGUGAUGUCUUCAGCCCUCUAACUAAAAAGUGUAAGGUACUGAUGGUGGGUGGAAAUGCUUUAAAUCAUAACUACAGAGGCUCGGUGGAGCGUGUGGGUCUGUGGCAGCAGGCUGCGUCUCAGCGUCAGAUCAUCAGGGACAUGCACAGAUGGGAAGACCCAGAGGACCUGUUUGACCUGGUGAUCCGCGAGACCUUCGAGCACCCGGCGCGCAAGUGGCUCCCGGUGAAGGAUGGCAGUUUCCCGACGCCAGACGCGGGUCCCCGUGCCGGCCUGGGCUCGCUGGACACCACCUUGGAGCCUCCGGCCUGCGGGCAGACAGUGUGCGAUAACACGGCAGUGGCGCGCAACUACAAUCACUUCUGGAGCUUCCGGCGUCCCAAAACGGUGCGGUACCGGGUCGUCAACGUGUUCGACGAUCUUCAGCGCAAACCCACGGUCACAGACCAGCAGAUUCACCUGCAGCAUCAGCAUCUGAACGAGGCCUUCAGCAUGUACAACAUCACCUGGGAGCUGAGCGUGCACAACGUGAGCAACACGUCUCUGUUCAGCCGCCUGGUGCUCGCCAACUGCGACAUCAGCAAGGUGGGCGAUGAAGAUUGUGACCCGGAGUGCAACCACACCCUGACCGGCUUUGAUGCCGGUUAUUGCAAACCCAGGACCCGCUGUCCUGACCAUAAACAGGGCAACGGCGUCUGUGACACGGAAUGCAACAACGAGAACUAUGGGUAUGAUAGUGGCGACUGCUGCAACCCCGGCGUCACCGACGUGACCAAGACCUGCUUCAAUCCAGCUUCUCAUCUGAGGGCUUAUCUGGACGUGAAAGAGCUAAAAGAGAUCCUCAAUGUGGACGGCUCCACACACCUCAACAUCUUCUUCGCCAAUUCCUCAGAUGAAGACCUGGCUGGAGUCGCCACCUGGCCGUGGGACAAGGAGGCGCUGACGCAUCUAGGUGGAAUUGUUCUGAAUCCAUCUUUCUACGGGACCUUCGGUCACACUCACACCAUGAUCCAUGAGAUCGGUCACAGUCUGGGUCUGUAUCACGUGUUCCGGGGAGUCUCCGAGAUUGAGUCCUGUAAUGAUGCCUGUAUGGAGACCGAACCUUCGCUGGAAACCGGAGAUCUGUGCGCCGACACCAACCCUACACCCAAAUACAAGCACUGCAGAGACCCUGAGCCCGGGAACGAGACGUGUGGACAUCAAAACUUUGUUCACACUCCGUUUAACAAUUACAUGAGCUACGCAGAUGACGACUGCACUGAUUCUUUCUCACUGAAUCAGGUGGCUCGUAUGCAUUGUUACCUGGAUCUCAUCUACCAGACCUGGCAACCCCACUUCCGGCCCCCUCCGGUCCCCCUGGCACCUCAAGUGGUGGCACAGAAUCGGGACUCCAUUACUCUGGAGUGGUUUCCGCCCAUCUCUGGUCACUUUUAUGACAGAGAAGUGGGAUCAGUAUGUGAUAAAUGUGCCGAGGGUCGCGUCCUCCUGCAGUACGCCUGCAAUUCGUCGUCCCCUCGCCCCUGCUCGCCAUCCGGCCACUGGAGUCCCAGAGAAGCCGAGGGACCCCCAGAUGUGGAGCAGGCGUGUGAGCCCAGCGUCCGCACGUGGAGUCCACACAACGGGAUAGAUAUGGGCAUGGUGCCGCCUCCCUGCCCCCUGCAAGGCUGCAUGCUACAGCUGGAGUUUACGCACGCCGUGGUCCCCGACUCCCUCACCGUGUGGGUGACCUUCUCUUCCCCGGAGGAGACGGUUCUGCCCGCCAUCCACAACAUCAUCCUGCUGACGGUGGCCGGCAACAACCUGUCACUGGGUCCUAGCGAUUUGUUCUGCGACACUCCGCUGACCAUCAAGCUGGCUGUGCAGGAAAAGGUGUACGGCGUGCAGUUCUUCACCAUGGAGCAGCAUUUGGAAAUCGACGCCACUCUGCUCACUUCCAAACCCGACUGCGAGCUGUGUUGGGCGUGUGAACCGCUGCACUAUCGACUCCUCAGGCAGCCGUCGUUUACUCACGCACCGCAGGGCAUCAGGCUGGUCGACUCAGCAAGAAGAUACGUGGACAGGGCCGUUGAGUACAAUGGGGUGUACACCUACCAGAUCCAAACCAUCUCGAGUGGAAGCGAGAGCGAGCCUUCUCCUCCAUUGACCCACCGCCUGGGAGCUCCGUACUGUGGAGACGGUCUCAUCCAGAGAUCUCACGGAGAGGAUUGUGAUGAUAUGAACUCGAUAAAUGGGGACGGAUGUUCCAGUCACUGUAAGAAGGAACCCUUCUUCAACUGUAUUGACGAGCCCAGCAUGUGUUAUUACUAUGACGGUGACGGUGUGUGUGAAGACUUCGAGAGGGAGACGAGCGUGAAGGACUGCGGUCUGUACACACCCAACGGUUUUCUGGACCAGUGGGCCACAACGGUGGAAGUUUCUCAUGAAGAGAGGCUCUACUGCCCGGCCGAUGUGGCUGCCGGAUACCCUGCUGUUACUAAGACGUGUCAGUCCAAAGUGUUUGAUUUGUCCGAUGGAGUUUCUCAGUACGCCUGGUUUCCAUGUCGCGAGGCUCAGGGCAUCACCUGGUAUCCCCAAUACUGGCUGAAGGCGUAUUUCUCUCACCCGAUGGUCGCGGCAGCCGUCAUCAUUCAUUUGGCCGCAGAUGGAACCAGCUACAUCGACCAAACCCAGUGCAACAUCACCGUCCAACUCAUCGACACCAAAGAGGCCGUUCACAGCCUAGGUGACUGGCGUCUGAGCUGCCGUUCCAAUCCGCUGGUGAUCCCGGUGAAUCACGACCUCAGCGUGGCCUUCUACCACACCAAAGCCAUCCUCCUCAUGUUCCGCUCGGACCUGGUGGCCAUCUCCGGCAUCGGCCUGCGCACGUUCCAGUUCUUCGACCCCAUAACCAUCAGCGGCUGCCAGAGCGAUGAGAUCUACAACCCCAUGGGCCAAAGUUGUGUCCAUUAUUCCUGUGAAGCCAUCGAUUGCCAGGAGCCAUUGAUCCGGAAUGCCGAGGUGAAGUGCAGCGACGGCGAAUAUUUCAACGGAGCGCGCUGCACCGUCACAUGCAACUGCGGCUACGUCCUGCAAAUCCACAGGGACGAUGACAUCAUCAAGAGUCAGACGGACUCGACUGUAACUAUAACCUGUGCUGAUAGGAAAUGGAACAAGCAAGUGUCAUGUGAGCCGGUGGACUGCGGCCUGCCGGAUAAAUACCACGUUCACCCCGCCCACUUUGACUUCCCAGAAGGCACCACGUACGGCAAGAAGAGCACAUUUCAAUGCAAAGAGCCCGCUCAGCUCGUGGGCACUAACAACAGUCUGACAUGUAUGGAGGACGGUCUGUGGUCGUUCCCGGAGGCUUUGUGCGAGCUGCGCUGUCCGGUGCCGCCUCCCGUGCCCAACGCCAUGCUUCAGACCAAACGCUGCAAUGACACGGGGCUUAAAGUGGGAACCCUGUGCAAAUACAAAUGCAGACCUGGAUACCACGUGGCAAACAAGCCGAAGAGGAGAGCCUUUAAGCGUCAGUGUACAGAAGACGGCCGCUGGCUGGAGGGAUCGUGUGAACCCAUCACCUGUCCUCCUCCUCCGUCCGUCUUUCAUGGCAUGUAUCAGUGCACUGACGGCUUCAGGUUCGACAGCACCUGCUGGAUCCACUGCGACAGGGCAAACCGCACGGUGACACAUCCUCCGGCAUGCAAACAGGGGCUCACCUCAAACGUCAUCCGCUGCCGGAAGGACGGAAACUGGACCGGAAGCUUCCGCUUGUGCCCGCAGCUGAAGGGUCAGUGCUCUUUACCUCAGAACCUGCAUCCCAGUAUCCGCAUCAGCUGCAGGAGGGGAUACGGCAUCGGUGAAGAGUGUGAGCUGUCAUGCAGGGACAGUUACAAUGAUGCCGUGAUCCUGCCGAGCAACAUGACGGCCAGCACAAUUCUGGAUCAUCACUGGAUGAACCCUCCCAAAGUCAAGCACAUCGUGUGUACUAUGGGUCUGAAGUGGUAUCCUCACCCAGAAGAUCUUCACUGCAUUAAAGGAUGUGAGCCGUUCAUGGGUGAUAACUACUGCGAUGCCAUCAACAACAGAGCUUACUGCAACUACGAUGGAGGAGACUGCUGUCAUUCCACCGUCAAGACUAAAAAGGUCAUCCCUUUCCCCAUGUCCUGUGAUAUCCGGGAAGACUGCUCUUGUCGGGACCCCGACGCCCUGGAGAACCGGAGAGAGGAUCACCUGCAUUCGCUGGGUUGAGACGUCACGACGACACAUUCUGCUGCUGCUGCUUCACAGGUGUACCUCUUACAUCAUCGCUCUUCAUCAUUUCCAAACUCCAAUCUACCUGCUUCUCACUCAUCCGGACCCCCGGGAAGGACCAAAGUGGGCGAAGAUUCUCUCAUCGACAACCAUCUCUCCCCCCCUUAAGAACAUGAAGCAUGUGAACGCUCCAGAAUCACUCGCCCUGCGUCCACCAGAGAGAGAACGCUUCUGUUGAAUGCAGUUUGUUUUUUCUUUUUCGCAUUAAGACCAAAGGCAGAAAAUGUGACAUGAUGACAUGUCACAUUUGAUGAAAACUCCAUGUGACAUGAUGACAGAGAGCAGAAGAGUUGCCAUAAGAAACACCCGCCCCAAACGCUAGAGUUUUGUGUUUUAGGUGAUUGUUGUCUUUCCAGAGAGACGGUCAUGUUGCGGUCUCCUGCAGAAGGUCGUGGAACACGGUUGAGGGACGAUAUGAAGACGGAUCAUAACAGACAGAAACACACUUCAUGCGAAGUACGCAGACGUGUCCUGUUUAUCAUGCUUAGCAUGUGCUCAAGACGCCUGAAGAGUUCAUGUUCAUGUUUGUGUCGUUACGCCGGUUGUGAACUGUCAGUCGAGAAACUUUCGUUGUGAUCAGACACGACUCCAUUUCAUUUCAAAUCAGACACGUUUGCGUUCACACUCGCGUGCGGUGUGUUUCAAACCUGGCAAACGGGCGAAGAGCGUUCUGAAGCGAGGGCAAUGGUGGACAUUAGCGCGGCUGCUGUUGUUGCUGCUACGAUCGCUGCUAUUUAGUCAAACAACAGACAGCACGAAUCUACAGUCGCAAUGGAGCUCCACGCCCGUCUGCCUAAACACUUACCUCCGAUCCAAACUCACGGUACACCUCUGAUCCGUCAGAAAUCAUCACGCUAAUGAUUGUAUGUCCUGUCAACACAAACUCUGAAUGUAGAAGAAGUUUAAAUGAAGUGUUCUGUCGUCAUUCGCUCACCCUCGAGUUACUUGAUGCAACUCUUUGCCUAACAUAAACGGUUUAUAGCGACCACGACUGUCACGGGUUUCCCAGUGUCUCAUUUAAGGCUCAACUCAGUCUCAAACUGACAAAUGUGAGUGUAGAUACACAUGAAGAGUCUGGAGGUGUAAAUGAGUGAAGAUUGUGGAGAUUAGACAAAUCUGAGCUCGGUUUGACAUGUUGUUGACAUCUCUUCUCAAACUCUAAUGAUACAUUUGUGACAUUUCUCUUUUACUCAGGAGAAACAUCUGAGACACAGAUGAGAUUUGAGCGAACGCCUUCAAUUCCACUUCUAAUCUCAUUAUUGACAGUCGUGCUCGCUAUGAAUGCCACUGUUGUAUGACAAAAGUGACAUAAGAGUGAGUCAAAAAUGGCAGAACGUCUUUUAAAAUGUCUUUCUUUCUAUCAGUGUGACUGAAUGAAAGUAUGAGAGGUUUGUGAAGUGAGCGUGUUCAAUGGGGACGGCGUAUUGUAAAAGCGUCAAUCUAACAUCAGAGAAAGUUUCAUGAUCUCAGUGAAUUUAUUGCCAGUCAGAAACACGUUUCUUUCCUUGUAUCAUCGUCCAUGUGCCAACUUGUCGACCACCUUUAGUGUUUCUGGCCCUUUCCAAACUUAACUUAAAAUGCUUUGGGUGUCCCAGAGCUGCCAAAAAAACGUUUCUCUCAUCGACUCGCUUUGAAAACAAACACACCGCUUCAGAAUAACCACAAGGACUUGAUAUAAAUAUAUAUAUAUAUAUGUGUGUGUGUAUGUAGACAAAAUCAUAAUCAAAAAACUGUACUCAUUAUACUUAAUGGACAUCAAAAACAACCAAGAAAUAUUUUCACUCCGAUAUUUGGCUACUAACUGUGAACAUUCGUCUUCAUCGAACUUCUUCCCCGAGGCCUUUAAUCUCACAAACUGCACAUCUCCGAGGCUUGCAGAAAACACACAAUGCCAUCGGCCCACGUGAAUGAGAUGUUGGGGAGCGAUGCCAAAACCUAUGCCAUGUUGUUCAGAACAACUCAACGUGUCUCACGGCGUGGGUCCUGACGGCCUAACGCUGGAGAAAAUGUUUAGCAAAUCAAGCCAGAAAACAGCUUUCGCGGUGGUUUUAAUGGCAUGUAGGCAUUAAAGAUUGUUUGCCGAAGAUUUGAAAAGGCUUCACUUUGUGCAAUCAUAGAUGGAUGAUAGUUCAAUAUAAAGACGUUAUCAAGAAAAAAGAUCACACGUCCAUAUCAUGUCGUAUAAAGGUAGUACAUCUCUAUUGUGCUUGUUGUGUCAAAGGUGCAUUUCUGUCAUUUAUAUUUCUAGAAAAUAAUGGUAGACAAAAAAAACCCACACACGCCACAUCUGAUGUACCAGUAAGCAGUGUUUGUGUUCUUGACCUCAGUUGUGCACUUUUGAGUGGCCCGUUAAAGAUCGCUGCUAUCGUACGACAGGAAUAUUUAGAGGGAAAUAUUAAUAAUGUAUUUGGUUUCAUUUUUUACUGUUUGAUGACAUAUUCCUCUGUGAUUAUUGUGAUCCCACUCGCUGGUUUUAUCGCGCCAAACAGAGUAGAUGUCAAAUAUCUUUAUUGGAUUCAAACUGUAUGCCUCGUAUGUUCAACACUUUGGGAUCAUAGAAACUGGCUUUAAUAUUUAUGUUAUCCGGUGUGAAACGGAUCGGUUUUAUGUAUGUUGUGUUUAUUUUCUAAUGCAGUUGUUUUUUGACUUAUGCGUGUAUUUUCGAGUUUGGUUGAAGUUUUAUUGUUGUUAUUAAUAUUAUGAUGAAGGAAUCCAAAAAAGAAAGGGAAGAACAAAUGUUUUAUGAGCGUGCACGAGAGAACAAGACAUUUUGUUUGUUAUAUAUUCCUGGGAGAACAAAUGUAUUUUGUUGCUAUCACAUCAAUCUAUGUAAAGGUUUAUUGCCUAAAGGACCGAAGGAGAGAGAGAGAUCAGCAUCCGUGUGUUGCCAAAUGAGCAUCGACCUCACGUUAACUUGCCAACGAAUUGAAACUGCUUGUGAUUGACAGGCCUGUCAGCCAAUUCUUCCUUCCCUUUCCUCUAUGUCCCGCCCACAAAUGGCUUGAGAAAUGUACUGCCUGAGUCUUAUUUUCAUGUUUGUGUUCAUCUUUCCUCGACCUCUUAUUUCAUCCACAAUCCACUUCAAUGACACUAAAAGCGUCAGUCAACCAAAGCGUUCAGGUGUAAAUCUGUUGGACGUUUGAAGCUCUACUGUAUUCUUCUUGCUGUACCUCAUACGCCUGUAAUAUUUGCUGCUUCCAUAUUUGGGUGUUUUAUUGUUCCGCGUCUAUUAGCAACAUAUAACGGUGUACAUAGUAGAACUAUUUAUUGAGAGUGUUAUACUUUUUUAAGUUAUAUUUUUAUUGUUCAUGUAAGUUAUUUGUGCAAUGGUGUUAUACAUGUUGAAAAGAAGUGAUUCUUUGGUUAUGGGGGCUCUUACGUUCUUUAUCUGUUAUUGCUGAAGCAUUCAAGGGCACAAACACGUCAUCAGUCAAAAUUCAACAAUUUAAAUCGUUACAAUUGUUACAAUAGAAAUAGUAAAACACUUCAAUUGGCGUCUUGCUGCACAUGAAGGAACGAAAUCUGUCCCAGCUAGCACACGUACGUCUGUAAUACGCCUGCUAAAGAUCUGGAAACAACUGAUGUGUAAGAACAUCUUAGAAGUAGCAGUUUUACAUCCGUUCUCGAUCAUAAACAUUUUACAGACAUCUCCAAGAUUUCUAUAUGAUGUCUGACAGCACACGUCCUGAGACGUAUUCAAAUAGACGUCUGCCAGAUCCAGUGUGCCAUCAGGGGUCCCGUUUUGGGAACUUUGGACAGGUGUCAGAAUAUGAAGCAAAUAUUUGAGAGUUUCUGGUCGUUUCUGUUAUGGCGUUUUAUAUCAGAAUGAAUUCUGAAGCAGUUCAUCAGAAGUAUGAUGAUGUAUAAAUAAUAACGUGAUCAUAUCAUAUCUUGUACAUUUACAGAGUUUCAUCUUUGACAGUGAUUUAAUUAACGCUCGGCGGUCAUCAGCAUUACUACAGUAUCAUGACAUCAGCAUUUCUUCAAGUGUCCUUUACUUAUAGAAACACAUAUUAGCCGCGUUUGUGCCUGUUAAACACUUGUGUUGCUCGAUUUCACAACACGACCAAAGUCCAGUAGCCUAUAUACUGUAUAUGUUGUGUCCCGCGCUCAGUUCAGACAGCAUUUACUUUGUACUGUAUUAAACAACCUCACUUCAAUCCAGUAUUCAUCCGUUGGCUUUCUCGCACUGAAUCAACGCCGUCUUCAUUCUGGUCAGGCCUUCACCAUGAUGAACUUUGGGGCACAUAUACUACACUUGUGUUUUAUAACAGUUUGUUCUUUUGUUGUUGUCGGUCAUAUUUAUACGUGCUCUGGAAUAUUGCAAGCGUACCUGAUGUAUCAUGAUUUGAAAGAUGCUGAAUGAGUAACUUUAUUUCUCUACCAUGUA
Molecule: messenger RNA, 9949 nt
Organism: Triplophysa dalaica
Lineage: Eukaryota; Metazoa; Chordata; Actinopteri; Cypriniformes; Nemacheilidae
Gene: pappaa
Product: pregnancy-associated plasma protein A, pappalysin 1a
Exons: 23
Coding region: 625-5496 (1623 amino acids)
Molecular function (GO): metallopeptidase activity
Source: RefSeq, a predicted model, not a curated record